CGCCGUAUGAUAUCAGUGGGACGGGCAGUCAUUCUGUGACUCUAUAAAGUAGGGUCUACAAGUACAAGUGACUUCAUAUUAACGAGAAAACACAGCUUCCUGCGGUUACAGAAUACAUUAUUUCAAUCUCGAGGCCCAGACAUCUACUUCGUGGUUCCUCCAAGAUGCAUCUUCUCUCCGAACCACACGUCUCUCGCAUUCUGAGAAACCUAACUCCAGACCAAUGCCACAUCUUACUCGACGCUCUGAACGAAGCACUUGUAACCGUCUCAUCAGAGACCACAAAACCAGAAGGGGAGCGACUCAUCCAUCAACCCCUCCGCACCACCAUCACCACCAAAGACAACAACCUAUCGCUCUUCAUGCCCGUCUCCAACACAGCCAGCACAGGCAUCAAGAUUGUCACUGCCUCGCAGAGCGAAGGCAUCAUCGGGGUGAUCAACAUCUUCUCGCCGGAGGGCCGGCUCCUCGGCCUCCUCAGCGCCGCAGAAAUCACAGCCUUUCGCACGGCCCUCGCAACCAUGACGCUGUUUACGCGCUGCACGUCUAUCGCUAAGAAGCACAUCGUGAUUUUCGGCUCGGGCCGUCAAGCAGAGUGGCACGCUCGGCUGGCGCUGCUGCUUGUUCCGCGGCUGGUGCGGCGAAUCACCUUCAUCAAUCGGGGUCGCAGGCGGCUGGAGGAGCUGGAGACGGAGGUGAUCGCAGAGUUGAGAGCCUCGCAUCCGGAUAUCGUAUUCGCUACGCUGGCUAGGGAGGGGUCUGAUGAUGCAGAGUACGAGGCACGGCUGCGCGCGGAGGUCGCCUCGUGCGAUGUCAUCUUUAGCUGUACACCGUCUACGGAGCCCAAUUUUCCCUACGGGUAUCUUUCGUCUGCAUCUACAUCUGAGUCUGCGACUCCGCCUAAACAGCGGUUUAUUUCGCUGAUUGGGUCGUACAAGCCGCAUAUGUGUGAGGUCGAUACCGAGACGAUCCUCUCGGGUGGUGGGCAGAUCUAUGUUGAUUCUCGGGAGGCUUGUCUGGAGGAAUCUGGGGAGCUGAUCAAGGCGCAGGUACGAGGGGAGCAGUUGGUUGAGAUUGGGGAGUUGUUUGGGAAGUUGGGGAGGUCGGAGCCGGUUGUGUGCGUGGGUAUGGGGAUUAUGGAUCUGGUGAUUGGGAAGAAGCUGUUGGAUAUUGGUGUCGAGCAGGGACUGGGGAUGAAUGUGGAUGGUUUCUGAUGGUUCUCUAGCAUGUAUUUUCUCCUCUCUAGACAUAUGAACAGGAUGAGCAGGAAUAGGCAAGGUAGUAUGGUCAGUAU
Molecule: messenger RNA, 1294 nt
Organism: Aspergillus novofumigatus IBT 16806
Lineage: Eukaryota; Fungi; Ascomycota; Eurotiomycetes; Eurotiales; Aspergillaceae
Product: putative proline utilization protein PrnX
Exons: 2
Coding region: 165-1214 (349 amino acids)
Cellular component (GO): cytoplasm
Source: RefSeq, a predicted model, not a curated record